AUGGGAUCGAGUUUCUUUGAACUUAUUGAGCCGAGCGAUUUGCCGUCAUUCCGAGAAUCAAUGAAGACAUUGUUCGCCAAAGGCCACGUUCGCACUCCACUGUAUCGUCUAUUGGCUGCCAACAAUACAAAGCGUCACGUACAACCAUACAUCCAAAGGCCAGAAAGCCCAAUAUGUAAUCUGCGUCCAUCAUAUAGCAGGGGUAUUCUGGAUGAGUAUCGUCAGCAACGCCAAGUUGUUCGCCACAGGAUUGCGAUUGAAAUCAAAAAGGAGGUCGACGAUGCAAGAGAUUAUGCUGGUCGUCAACCUCACAUCGAUGGCAGUGGUGCGUUGGAUUUCCAAAUGCAACCAUUCACUGGUCCGGAGGACUUCAGUGUGAUGUCACGGCUGUUAUCGUUUGGUGACCCUGAAGCAGCGAAAAAUUCCUCCAUCGACGGUGAACGAGUGAGAGGAGCAGCGGCACGUAUUCGGACGCAUUUUUUCGCGGCCAGCCCAGAAUGCACGGCUCAGAGCUUUGGACAGCUCGAAGGACACUCUCCAACUAGCGACACCUCUUUGGCCACGGCGCGCCUCAUGGGUACACCGUCUCGUAGUCCAACCGACGACGGCGCUUCAGCCGGAGCCGGACUCAUCCGAGGAACAGCUGGAGGGUCUUCAUGCUCACCGCUGGCUGACGGCGUCUCGCAGUGCGGCCUAUACAGCCCGCCCUCGACAACUCGCUCGAACCUCAGCGGAGGAUCUGAUAGACAUUUGGACGGUAGCCAGUCCUCCACUCGCCCACGAAGCCUUUCCGCCGUUUGUGCAUCAAAUUCUGUCGCAUUGUCGUCCGGAUUGCUCUCAGACGAAGGAUGUGAAGAUGCCUCAAGUUUGCUCUCCUCUCUGUCUGCUGCCAUUGCUCGUUCCUCAACUGGAAGUCUGCCAGCAAUGACGGUCUAUCCACAGACACAGUGUACUCCAACUUUCGAAGAUAUUCCAUUCGAAGAACCUAAUCUCGAUAGCAUUGCAAUACGUGCUCCAUAUGUUUCGCGGCAUGGUACUUGUGGUGAGUUUUUCUCAUCAAUCCCCUGCGAUGAUAUUGGGACUAACUUCGACGGCAAAGAGUUUGGCGUCGAUGAUUUGAGUGCACUUGAUCUUUCUAAUGAGGAUUUUAACAGCAUGUUUGAACAAGUGAUAUCACAGUCACGUCCAUCGGCUGGUCGAGCCGUCUUGGUGAGCUCAGUCACUGCUUUAUAA
Messenger RNA from Ostertagia ostertagi, 1233 nucleotides. NCBI's taxonomy places the organism in Eukaryota, Metazoa, Nematoda, Chromadorea, Rhabditida, Trichostrongylidae. The record is from the annotation of a GenBank genome assembly.